UUUAGUUUAGAGUUCAGAAGAUACAAAAUGAUACGACAGCCGUUGGUUGUGCCUUGGCUCAGAGAAGUCUGGUCACUUAACUGCGGCCUUUAACAACAACAAAAUCCGCUCGUUGAAUGAACCAUGGCAUACGUUGAACUUCAGUCAUUGAAAUUAAAGGGAAGUAGAGUGAAAAAUACUACAACUGCCCCUGACUUGCUUACAGAUUCUUAUCCCCUUGACAACAGUAGUGUAACAGAAGUACUAGAUCAUCAGCAAUCUAGAACAGAUUCUAGUUUGUUCAACCAACUAGUAGGAAGAAUACCUACAAAUGAGGUAAACAGUUCAUCAAGAAGUCCUUGGAAUGAAGUGAAUGGAGACUGGCGACAUCAGAGAAAUCCCCUUGCUACCAACGAUCUAGUUAGCACUAGAGAAGAACUACUAUGCUUUGACUCGGACCAAAUAGAUGUGCCUUUGCUAACUUCUUCAGUGGGAGUUGAUGCCCAGUUUAGCAGAGAAUCAGAAACAUGGGAUCAUUGUCAUCAAAGAGAGUUAAAUUCCAACAAGCAGGUUAAAGCUCGAAACCAAUUGAUUGCUGCUUCUCUAUUAUGUCUUGUCUUUAUGAUUGCAGAAGCUAUAGGUGGAUAUUUAUCCAACAGUCUUGCCGUUAUGACAGAUGCUGCUCACAUGCUUUCAGAUUUUACAAGUUUUCUUGUCAGCCUAUUUGCGAUUUGGGUUUCAGCUCGGCCGCCGUCUAAGAAAAUGUCGUUUGGUUACUACAGAGCAGAAAUACUUGGGGCUAUGUUUAGUGUUCUCGUCAUCUGGAUUUUGACUGGUGUCUUAAUUUACCUGGCGAUCGAUCGAAUAAUUCAUCAAGAUUACGAUAUCGAUGCCAAUACAAUGAUCAUCGUGAGUACCAUAGGAGUUGUUAUGAACAUCGCCAUGGGUGCGAUCCUCCACGGGGGUUUAUGCAGUAAAUUGAGCCUUGUUCACCAUGGGCACUCUCAUGGAAUCGGUGGUGGAGGGCACGGCCAUUCCCACGCAAAUGGUGGGCAUGGACACACUCAUGAUCAUCAUGGACAUACGUCGAACAGCUCUCGUAAUAUGAAUGUACGAGCUGCACUUAUACACGUCGUAGGUGAUCUGGUUCAAAGCAUUGGUGUCCUUAUUGCAGCCAUAGUUAUCAAAUACUGGCCUAGUUUUCGCUUAGCGGAUCCAAUUUGCACAUUCCUCUUUUCUGGACUGGUAUUAACCACUACAGUAGGACUGAUCCGGGACGCGUCACAUGUCUUAAUGGAAGGCGUCCCACGCAGUAUUCACUACCAUGAUUUGCGACGAGAUCUUAAGAAUAUCGACGGUGUCUGCAACGUGCAUAGUUUGCAUGUAUGGUCACUCACUCUAGACAGAAAUGCUAUUGCAGUUCAUUUGGCUAUUGGCGUUAUGACGGAUGCAGAGGAGGUAUUAAGUAACGCUACUCGCCUCGUGCAAAUCAAAUAUGGUAUCGCUCAUUGCACGAUUCAGGUUGAAAGGUUUAACGCUGCAGCCAUCGAAGUUUGUCCACAGUGUACGACGUUCGACGAUUAAUUUUGCAUUCCAGAUCUAACAUUCGCAUAACCGUUCCGCAGUCAAGUCCAUCUGCUAAUCUGUGUAUAUAUCUGUACGCUAUAGUUGGCACAAAUUAGCAAUGAUUUACAUAAAUAAUUAUAGGGAUAAUUUGCGCGUGGAACAAAUACAUGCGAGAACUAUUA
Daphnia carinata is the source of this 1727-nucleotide messenger RNA. Its product is annotated as proton-coupled zinc antiporter SLC30A2-like. The record is from RefSeq and is a predicted model, not a curated record. NCBI's taxonomy places the organism in Eukaryota, Metazoa, Arthropoda, Branchiopoda, Diplostraca, Daphniidae. The transcript is spliced from 8 exons. The coding region runs from base 124 to 1563 and encodes 479 amino acids. Gene Ontology annotation, cellular component: plasma membrane. Gene Ontology annotation, biological process: response to zinc ion; zinc ion transmembrane transport. Gene Ontology annotation, molecular function: zinc ion transmembrane transporter activity.